CAGCGCUGGCUUUGUACACACGGCCGCUUCCCCGGCCCUUUAACAAUGAGCGGCGAGAGCGGGUUGUCCUGGGGCUGAAGCCGAGCCUGGGGCCCGGGGGCGCCCGCGCAUGAUGAGCCAGGCCCUGGCCCGAGCACUGAGCGCAGGGAUUCUGGACUGAAGCUGUUGGAUCUGGCUAAGCUUCCCAUCCCAUUCCAUGGAGCUGGAGGGGCAGUGGUGGAAAGGACAGCUGGCUGCUGAUAUCCAUCAAGCUCUAAGAUACAAGGAGCUCAAGUUGCCCACCUAUAAAGGCCAGUCUCCUCAGCUAAAUCUCAGGCGGUAUUUUGCAGACCUGAUUGCUAUUGUGAGCAAUCGAUUCACUCUUUGCCCCGCGGCACGACAUCUCGCUGUCUAUUUGCUCGACCUCUUUAUGGAUAGAUACGACAUCUCCAUCCAGCAGCUGCAUUUAGUUGCACUUUCCUGUUUGCUUUUAGCAAGUAAAUUUGAGGAAAAGGAAGAUAGUGUGCCCAAACUAGAGCAGCUGAACAGCCUUGGCUGUAUGACUAACAUGAAUCUAGUAUUAACAAAACAAAAUUUACUACACAUGGAGCUAUUGCUGUUAGAAACGUUUCAAUGGAACCUCUGCCUUCCAACAGCUGCCCAUUUUAUUGAGUAUUAUCUUUCUGAAGCAGUCCAUGAAACAGAUCUGCAUGAUGGCUGGCCAAUGGUUUGUCUGGAAAAAACUAAAUUGUACAUGGCGAAGUAUGCUGAUUAUUUUUUGGAAGUGUCACUGCAAGAUUAUGCCUUUCUAAAUUAUGCACCUUCUCUAGUAGCCGCUGCUUGUGUGGCUUCAUCGAGAAUUAUUCUUCGUCUUUCCCCAACAUGGCCUACUAGACUACAUCGCCUGACUGCCUACUCUUGGGAUUUCCUGGUACAGUGCAUUGAACGAUUAUUGAUUGCCCAUGACAAUGAUGUGAAGGAAGCAAACAAGCAGAAAGGACAACCUGGCCCCCAGCAAGGUCAGCUGAAUGUGUUUCAUCCUACAUCCCAAACUACCCGACCAGUCCACAUUCAGCAGCCUCAGUAUCUCCAUCAAGCACAUCAGACUGCACUGCAGUAUCGCCAUCCAGUGUCAGAACAACAGAACUGUCCACAGAUAGUAUCUACCAGCACUCACACCUCAACCUACACGUUACAGACUUGUCCUACUGGCUUACAAACCAGCGUUCAGGGCCUUGGGCACAUGCAGACUGGUGUUGGUAUGUCCUUGGCAAUACCAGUAGAGGUUAAGCCAUGUCUUAGUGUUUCUUACAACAGGAGUUAUCAAAUAAAUGAACAUUAUCCUUGCAUCACUCCAUGCUUUGAGAGGUGAUGAUUUGUCAAAGUAAGCAUUGAUCCAGACUUUGUUCUCACAUAACUUCUAAGAAUAUAGAUUAAAGAGAAAGAGCUCUAUUCAGAAGGAAAGCAGAGCUUGAAUGUGAACAAGAUUUCAAACACUGAACCCACUAAAAUUGAAUUUAAAAUAUCCCUUUCAUUGCAUUAUGUACACAUGGGAAAACUGAACUAAUAAUUAUGUACGAGUCAAAUUUGUUGCAUGUUAUUUCCACAAGAAUCUCUGUAUAGCAAAAACUUCCAAACCCCAGGUGUAGGUCCAAUUAUUUCAAGCAUUAUUCAUUACCAAAAAGAAAAAAAAUAAUUUGGACAGUUCCUACUUCAUUGUAAUGGGGUUUGUCUUGUGAUAAACUUUAUGCUGACAUUUAUCUCAAGGAAAACCACUUUUCUGUGGACUUGCCAAACAGUUUUUGUAUGAAGGAAAUUUGCAGUAUUACUUUUUGAAGACGUCAUUUUUGUAUAUUCUGAUGUUUUUGAAUAAUAUACUUGAUUUAUAGAUUAAUUUUGACUACAUUCAAAUUCAUUGAGUGCUGUGCUACAGUAUCAGUCUCUGCUGUAGAAUAAUACUAAAUUCAUUAGUAGAAAUUAUCCUACAUAACUUCCUCUUACAAAUAGUAUGUGUAUUUGGAUAAACAGAUUAAGGGCAAAAUUUGUCUGUUUACAAAAUUAUGGUUUUUAAUAUACAUACAUAUUUGCCUGAAGUUUAGAUGAAAACACGUACAAACUCAGGGAAUUUGCACUACUUGGAAACACUUAACUGUAAUGCAGCAUGCUUUUGAGACAUUGAGAGUAUUGACAGCCAGGGGAAUUUAUAAAUAUUUAUAAAUUGUAAUUAGGCCAAAAUACUUCCACAUGCUUUCAAAUGAGAAUAUAGGAUCCUAGCACAGGCCUGAUAAAGUGGUUGUACCUGUGGUUCAUUUUUAUAUGUCUGUGUGUAGGUUUUGUAUUUCUUAUUGCAAUUCUUGACUUAUCCCCAAUCUGAUAGUUCAGUUUUCUUUCUUUUUUUUUUUUUUUUAAAGGUA
Vombatus ursinus (common wombat) is the source of this 2393-nucleotide messenger RNA. RefSeq names its product cyclin J (gene CCNJ). The transcript has 6 exons. NCBI's taxonomy places the organism in Eukaryota, Metazoa, Chordata, Mammalia, Diprotodontia, Vombatidae. Gene Ontology annotation, cellular component: cyclin-dependent protein kinase holoenzyme complex; nucleus; cytoplasm. Gene Ontology annotation, molecular function: cyclin-dependent protein serine/threonine kinase regulator activity. Bases 197 to 1351 code for a protein of 384 amino acids. The record is from RefSeq and is a predicted model, not a curated record. Gene Ontology annotation, biological process: regulation of cyclin-dependent protein serine/threonine kinase activity; mitotic cell cycle phase transition.